AUGCAGGUAUAUGCUGCUUUGGCCCUUUUUCUCCCGACCGGUCAACUAAUACGACACUCUCGACCCGUCGGCAUGCCAAAUUCCACACUUACAUCUGAGCUAGCCUCAGCGCUUUGGCCAUCCCCAGACGACUCUUUCACGUCUACUUCUCCAAAUGCGACUUCCACCUUCUCAGAAUAUGAAGCUCAUUUGGUUUGGAUCUCGCAACUGCCCAUGUGUGGAAUCCAUGUCAGUCGAAUAUCGGGUCACAUUCUAGUCGCAAUGCCAGCAUAUCAUCGGAUCGCCGUUUACACCCACGACACCCUACGCCAACUGGCCUCUCCUGCCUUCUCCUUCGCUGGUCAAGGUUUCAGACCGGCAUACUUGACCGAGGAGCAUGCUCCCUCACUACCGGAUUGCACCAUGAAACUUUGGGCUAGCUGCCCGAUUGAUGGUCGUCUUCUGUUAAUUGAUCCGGUCACGGGCCAAUUUAAUGCAGUCACCCCGGUCUCCGAACACAGUUCUGAGUCGGCUGGAAUCCGAGACCGUUGCGAAUCACACGUCAUCUCUAAUGGUCAAAUGAAGGCCGCGGUGGAUGCGGACAGGGUUAUCCGGCCAACUCAUGUAGUGCAGACCACCGAUGGCCGGAUUCUCUUUCUCGAUCCUGUAGGCCAACGUCUCUAUUGGGUGAUGCGCAGCCACACGCGCUUUGUUCAUUUCCAGCGCAUCCGCUUAUCAACGGCAGCCGACGAUGCCUGGAUUGCUAAUAAACUCGACCGACUUGUUGGCUUGCAAGCAUUGCCUUGCGAAAUGGUGAUGCUGGCGGGUCGACAUCGUGUGUACAUCCUAAAACCCGCUCGUUGCCUUGAUGGUUCGCCAAAAAGCCUGACGCACAGGUGCUCCUUACUUUGA
Protopolystoma xenopodis is the source of this 891-nucleotide messenger RNA. NCBI's taxonomy places the organism in Eukaryota, Metazoa, Platyhelminthes, Monogenea, Polystomatidea, Polystomatidae. The record is from the annotation of a GenBank genome assembly.